Octopus sinensis (East Asian common octopus) is the source of this 1659-nucleotide messenger RNA. RefSeq names its product transmembrane protein 19. NCBI's taxonomy places the organism in Eukaryota, Metazoa, Mollusca, Cephalopoda, Octopoda, Octopodidae. The record is from RefSeq and is a predicted model, not a curated record. Gene Ontology annotation, cellular component: membrane. The transcript is spliced from 6 exons. The coding region runs from base 40 to 1059 and encodes 339 amino acids.
GACACGAAAGAAACACCAUCUUUACAUGUGUUUGAUAACAUGGCGUCGUCCGGUUUCUCCCAACGCUACGAAAACCUUCUCUUGUAUAUUGUCUUCGCCGGUGCUGCUGCUAUUUUCGGAUUCUGUUGUUGGGUCUUAAAUAUUGGAUACGGAAUCAUCUUUCAAGAUUCAGGUUACGAAGCCGUGACUCCCUGGCGAUGGAUUGCUUCCACAGUUUCACCCGUGCUUUUAGCCAGUGUAGCCUUCCACCGGAAAUCACUGAAUACUUCUGGAGCUUUUAGUGCCCUGUUUGUUGGGUUCCUGAUGAUUUCUGCCAACAUUUGCUUUGCCACAUCUUUGAUUGUCUUCUUCUUCACGGCGUCGUCUGCCACAAAAUUCCGCGGCAGUAAAAAAAGGUCCUUUGAGGAAAACUUCAAAGAGGGUGGCCAGCGCAACUGGGUGCAGGUUGUAUGCAAUGGUGGGGUGGCCAGCGAAAUCAGCCUGAUGUAUCUCAUAGAUAUUGGCAUGAAAGAAUUUCCAGUGGAUUUUGUUAAUCACUACCAGGCAUCAUGGAUGUCAACAGCUGUGUUGGGUGCAUUGGCAUGUUCCUGUGGAGACACAUUUGCAUCGGAAUUUGGCACCGUCAUCGGUUCUGGCCAGCCACGACUCAUUACAACAUUAAGAAAAGUUCCCAGAGGGACCAAUGGUGCCAUAUCCUUUGUCGGUUUACUAUGCAGUGCCCUUGGUGGUUUGAUUAUCGGUGUUACUUACUAUUUAACUCUCUUGUUGACCAUCAACCAACGGAAGCUCCAAGAGAGUCCGGUCCAGUGGCCGGUCAUCAUAGUCGGCUUAGUCUGUGGCUUUGGUGGCUCUUUCCUGGAUUCUCUGCUUGGAGCAACUGUACAAUACUCCGGUUACGACCAAGAACGGAAUAUAAUUGUCGAACAUUCUGCUCCUAAUGUCCAACACAUCAAUGGCAGACAACUGCUCAACAACCAUGCCAUCAACCUACUUUCCUCUUUACUCACUGCGGCUUUCUCUUCUAUCUUUUCUUACCAUCUUUGGUCUUACCUAACAUAAGAUAAUGGCCCCAGAUGUCUGCUUCCCUUUUUGGGUUCUGUUUCUCUCUCUCUCUCUCUCUCUCUCUCUCUCAUCCAAACAAUCAAAACUAAAAAGUCUUUCAUUUUCUUUCCUCGCUGGAUGCAAUUGGCAAUAAGAGUUUGGUCAGCAUUCCAUCCGAUUCCAGAGAGGAAAGCCAUCCCACUUUGAUACUCAUGGGAAUUCAACAGCUGUUGUUUUUAUUGUUGUUAUUCAACCUGGAUCCAGUCCGAAGGUGUUCUGGUUAUGACCAUUCCAACGUUAGUUUUAUUUUUUUGCCCACAUUGUCUAUCUAAUAUGCCGUAGCAGUAUCUUUUUAUGACAGUAGGAGGUGAUCUGAGGGAGAUUAGACUGCUAUUUCUAACUAGUCAGCUGACCGUGUAGCAGCUGCCUUAUUUGCUUGUGUCAGUGGUUUAAUGGUCGAUUGGUCUGGUGUGACCAGAACACCUGGGAAAUAUUUGUGAAGAUGACUGCAAUUGUUCAGUUUAGGUUGUUUGACAUUUGUCAGUCUUCCUUUAUUCUCUUCUGUUUGUCAAACAUUUUCAAUAAACUGCUGUUUGAUAGAAUGAUUGUAACAAGAAG